AUGCCCUCUAAUACGACACGGGUUAGCUCUACACGGGUUAGCCCUAUAAUGGUUCAGAGACGCGUCAAAGAUAGUUGUUGGGCAGACCCCAUCAAUAAACAGGGAAUUCCUUGCAGAUUACCGCAGAUUAGAAGGACACUGUCUGCAGCUUGUGCACUUGCUGGGGAGUCACGAUAUGGCAUGUGGAGCAGACGCGUUUCGCGUUUCGCGUUUCAAAACGCGUCGCGUCAGUGUUCUCGAAUGUUCUCUGGCGUAGGGUGUGUUGGGGAUAAGGACAACGAUUAUUUAUAUAAAUCAAGAAGAGAGAAAAGGAGAGGGAAGAAAGCAUAUACGGAGCGUUUUAAGUGCAUCAGGAGAAAGCUGAGGCAGCAGAGAAGAGAAGAGGGGAGUUUUUGUGAUGAGGAACGGUUAAAACUGGAUAAAACAGUGUUUGUAGGUGUUAGCAAUACCUGGGAUUGUGAGAGAAGAGUGCAUUUCCAUUUUUCAGGGGGUAUUUUAAGGUUAGGAGAGGAUAUUUCUUUGUUUUCUGUUUUUUUGGUGUCUUUGAAAGAAGAGAAUAAUUGUCUUAAAGAGUCACGUCCUUCUUUGUUUCUUUUUAAAGAGGGUGAUUUUCUUGGGGGUUGCUACACUGUUAUUAGGAUUCUUAACCGUGGUUCUUAUGGCAUUGUUUUAUUGGCUCAUGACAUGGAAAAUACUCAAGUUGCUAUUAAGGUUCUUUCUGGUCAUUCCGUUUCGGAGCAUAAAACUGAGCUUGAAAUAUUAUCAACGCUACCUUCUUCAAAACAUACUGUUUCGUAUAAAACUUAUUUUUAUGAAAAGGGUUAUUUAUUUAUUAUUCUUGAAUAUUAUCCAUGUGGAGACUUGUAUGAAGCAAUUAUAUUGGAAAGAUUAUCGAGGGAAACGGAAGCUAUUCGUUCACUUAUGCUUCAAUUGAUCGAUGGUGUGUCAUUUUUACAUAAAAAUGGGGUGUAUCACCGUGAUCUUAAGCCUGAGAAUAUUUUACUUUUUCAUGAUCCAGAGAAUGAUUCAUUAUUGCCCAGAAUUGGUGAUUUUGGUUUAGUCACUACGCAAAAGUUUGUUAAUGAUAUCGGUACUGGAAGUAAUCGGUAUAUGGCACCAGAACAAUAUGAGGUUCCCGCUUUCCAUUCUUCCGAUGUGUAUUACUAUGAUGCUUCGAAAGUAGAUAUAUGGGCUCUUGGGAUAUGUCUUUUAAAUAUUGUUUUUUCGAAAAAUCCGUUUAAAAUACCUUCCGUUAGUGAUUUGAUUUAUUCCGACUAUAUACGGGAUCCGAUUUCGCUUUUUGAUGUUUUUCCAAAUAUGAGUGAAGAUACGUUUAAAUGUCUUCAGCAUUCUUUAGUCCUUAAUCCGGAAAAACGUUCUUUAGAUGAAAUGAGAUUUGCUGUUGAAAAUGUGCUUGAGUGGACAACUGAUUCACAAUAUAUUGAAGAAAGUAUGGUUGAAAAAAAGCCGAGAGUAUUUAAUUGCGAAAAUAUUUCUAUUAUUGAGUCUAGAGAGUCUUUGCGUACGCCAAGUAUUAUGGCGUCGCCCACAUUUCAUAAUUCUUUUUUUUGGACAAGAGCUUUACAAUCGGCUCCUGCAAUUCAGGAUAAAAGCUACAGUAGUAACAGUAAAAAUGAUCAAUUUAUAAAUGAUCCUUCAUUUUUGUUUCAUGAAGCUGAUGAAAGUAAUAUGGGAAAAGAUAAAAUAGAUUAUAUUAGUUCUUUAGAUUCUGGAUUAGGUACAAGUAUUGGAUCGUAUUUACCUAUUAAACAAGUUGAAACGACAGGUAGUCAGGAUAUACCUAAAAAAACUAUUGAUACCACUACUAAUAUUAUAUUUCCUACAAGCGUUAAAGGGUCAAAAAGCCAUCUCUUAUUUGGUAAGAGUUGGGCUGAUGAUGACGGUAGCUCUGAUGAUGAAUUAAAUACUUCUUUUUCCGAUAUCUCAGAGAAAUUAAAUCAUAACGCUAAUGAAUAUGUUGAAGAUGUGAGUAAAGAGUCGAAUGAAAAGGAUAGUGAUCACUUUUUAUGGAUGCUUACGUUGGAAGAUAAUAUGUUAUAUUUUUGA
Messenger RNA from Pneumocystis jirovecii RU7, 2067 nucleotides. RefSeq lists its product as uncharacterized. The transcript has 8 exons. Lineage: Eukaryota; Fungi; Ascomycota; Pneumocystomycetes; Pneumocystales; Pneumocystaceae. Gene Ontology annotation, cellular component: nucleus; cytoplasm. Bases 1 to 2067 code for a protein of 688 amino acids. Gene Ontology annotation, molecular function: protein serine/threonine kinase activity; ATP binding. The record is from RefSeq and is a predicted model, not a curated record. Gene Ontology annotation, biological process: protein phosphorylation; meiotic recombination checkpoint signaling.